AUGUCGGAUACGGAUGACAACCUCGAUACACUAUCCAAACAGUUUGUUUCUGCUUAUAAGUUCCUCAACAAGCAUCCGAACAUCAACAUUUCCAAUGAUGUUAAAUUACAGCUCUAUGGUGCCUAUAAGGUGGCGACAAUUGGUGCAUGCAAUACACCAAGACCUUCGCUAUUGGAUUUUCGAGGAAGAGCUAAAUGGGAUGCGUGGAAUGAAUUAGGUGGGAUUUCCAAGGAAGCGGCAAUGAAUAUUUAUAUCGAAAAGGUCGAAGCUGAGAAUGUUGGAUGGAACAAAAAUAGUGUAGACGAAGAUGGAAGCGAAGUAAAUGACGGAGAUGAUGAAAAGGAGAAAUCGUAUAGUGCGCCACAAGAUAGAUGGACGUAUGUUUCGACUCUGUCUUACGAAAAUGAAGAUGAUCUUAUUGGUGAUGAUAUUUUUGCGCACGUUAAACAAGGUGAGUAUAAUGAGGUAAGUAAAAUCCUGGAUUCCGGCGAGGUAGACAUUAACGCAAAAGACGAUCAGGGCUUAUCACCUUUGCAUUGGGCAUGUGAUCGUGGACACUUGGAAAUUGUCAAGUUAUUGAUAGAACGUGGCGCGAACGUGAAUUUAUUGACUAGCGAAGAUGAAACCCCUUUACAUUAUGCAUGCCUCUCGGAAAAUAUUGAGUGUGCAAGAUAUUUAUAUAGAAAUAAUGUUGAUAUUUCAAUCAAGGACGCUGAUGGGCUUACAGCUUUUGAACAUUGUGGUGACGAAUUUAAACAAUUGAUUAUCCAAGAUUAA
Molecule: messenger RNA, 777 nt
Organism: Acaulospora morrowiae
Lineage: Eukaryota; Fungi; Glomeromycota; Glomeromycetes; Diversisporales; Acaulosporaceae
Source: the annotation of a GenBank genome assembly